AUGUCGAGCAGCUACAAGCAGAAGAAGCUCAAGACGUUGGCUACACGCAGGAAAACGCGUAAGCGUCACCUGAACGACGGCUUGACGUUCGAAGACGAUUCGGGUCGGUUGUUCCAGCCUCCGAGCUCACGGGAGCCACGAUGGAAAAAGCCGUCUGUGGAGACAGUGACGACGAGUGUUUUGCGCUCGAAACGGCAGAAGAAAACCGAGAAAAAACAGCGGCAAUUUGCUAUUGACAAGCACCAAGACGAAGAUGUUACCGACAACAUUGAGGUUGUCGAACAAGACCCUGAUUUUUGCUCUGAAGAGGCAGAGGCAGAACAGCUCGAAUUUGUGGCAUCGAGUGAUAAAGACUCGGACACGGAUGAAACUGCGCGUCUUUUUGCAUUGCCCAAGACGCCAUUGCGAGUGUGCAAGUCCCUCGAAGACGCAGUGGCUCAAGCGGCUGCAAAGCACGCGGAGAUCCGGCGUCAAGACGGUCGACAGAAGACAAAAGUGCUGCUUCUCGUUGACGCGAGGUCGAUAUUCAAGCUAAUGAAGAAGAAACUGAGCAUUCGACUAGAGAUGGUCAAGCCAAAGAGCAGACUUGGCGUGGGUUCUGCCAAGAAACCCGAGCUCGUGUACAAGAACACGGGACUGGUGAAGACGCCGCUGGAGCGGUUUAAGGAUGUUAACAAGACUGUGCUGACAGGUUACAAGAGCGGCAAGUUAUCGUCGAUCCUCGCAGAAGAUCUGUCGUUCCAGCCGUACGCUAAUUUCAAGGUCCAGCACGUGAUUUUUGUGGCAAAAGAGGCAGCAUCAGCUAUUCAUUUAGAUCGUGAAUUGCUUCGAAACAUCAAGCUCCAUACGUUCGUGAUCCACGACGACAAGAGCGCGUCUAACGAUAGUUUAUGGGAAGAAGCGGUCAAGACUCUGCGUCGAGCGUACGACGUAACAAGUGCAUAA
Molecule: messenger RNA, 945 nt
Organism: Peronospora matthiolae
Lineage: Eukaryota; Oomycota; Peronosporomycetes; Peronosporales; Peronosporaceae
Source: the annotation of a GenBank genome assembly